UGACGAAGCUGGUGGAGCCUGAAAAGCUUGCACGUACAGCUAUUUCGCCCCAUAUGGCGCUAACCGACAAGACUUACGACGACUACUACGCCGUUGAUACGAAACGACAACGAUUCGGCAUCCACAAAGUCGAUGUGUAAGCACUGUGUUGUUGGCGCUGCCGCCUCUCGUUGGUAUCACUAGUGUUUGCUGUUGCUGCUGCCACCGAGACGGACUGUGGCGCUUUUGGGAUCCGCUGUACGAGUCAGUUGUCUGUUCGCAUCCAACUAGAAAGCAAGUAGUUUCUGUACUAGAGUUUCUUCGGUAAGAAGCCACGAGGUCGUUCGCUGCGUUAGCAAUUUUGUUGUGCUUUCAGAAGCUGCUUAAUAUUGAAACAUAAAUAACAAAUUUAUACAACACAGUGCAUCUAAAAAGUUAUACUUAGUACAAACAUAUAAUUUAUUAAACACCAUAUAUUUUAUUUAUUCGGAAAAGAAGCUAAAUCAGUUCAACGUGUAAACGCGGCGCAGAAACUUAUGAACACGAGCAAUCAGGCCAGCAUCUAGAGCACAUUCAAUCCAUAGAAGAAUAAAAGAAGCGCUAGAAUAAUAUGCUGAUUUGCGCAUGAGGCAGUAAUUGAAUGAGUUUGGCGUUGAGAAAAAUUAAUUGUGUUUGAAAGGCCUAAAAUAGAGUAUCACACGUGUUUUGGUUCUGUGUGACCAUUCAAAAGUGACAACAGACAACAAUAAAACACCAGAGUGACAGUGUUAAGUAACAUAGUAAAAUAAGGUAAACAAAAAUACGUGGAAAAGUGUGUUCAGGUGCGGUAAGUUUGUCGAUAAAGAAAAGUGAAAAGUGUAGCAGAGUGAAAAAAUCGUGGUAUUGAAAGUGAACGUUUAAGUUGGGAUAGAGUUAGAGAGCAAGAUAAAGAUAUACAGAGAGAGAGAGAGAGAGAGCGCAAACGAGCAAAAACAAAAUAAAUAUCUGUAUGUAUUAUAAUCCCGGCCAAAACUGCUCUGUAACGAUAAACUACAAGAUUUUGCAACAACAUUGUGUCAGUAAAAAACAUAAGAAAUCCAACAACUGCAGGAAGAUCACUGUGUCGAAGGUGAAUCUGAUAACUUCGUCGCUCUAACUAGAACUUUUAAAAUCACAAGUAUUUUCACAUACGCCAAAAUUGCUCAAACAAUUUUCUAUCCGACUUGUUACAUCAAUUCCGCAAAACUGCACCUAAUAAACGAUCCGUUUACCAUAAUGGAGGGCUUCGUGCAUGACUGGCCCACGCCACCGCCCACAGAUAUUCCCCUGCAUAUGGAUCUAGUCACCGAACUACAGGGCGAUGGUGGUUUUGAGCCGCAAACUCGUGCCAGAUCGAAUACCUGGCCAUGUCCACGGCCAGAACAAUUUGUGGAGCCAUCAGACGAUUUGGACAGCACGAAAGCGAGUAAUCAACAGCUGGCGGGCGGAGAUUCGCAGCAAGCUGUGCAAAAUAUUAACACAGCAAAAAAAAACUCGUCGCGUCGUAAUGCGUGGGGAAAUUUAUCGUAUGCGGAUCUUAUAACGCACGCUAUCGGUUCGGCGCCCGACAAACGGCUCACUUUGAGCCAAAUCUACGAAUGGAUGGUGCAGAAUGUGCCAUAUUUCAAGGAUAAGGGUGAUUCGAAUAGCAGCGCUGGUUGGAAGAAUUCCAUUCGCCACAAUCUUUCGUUGCACAAUCGUUUUAUGCGAGUCCAAAAUGAGGGUACUGGUAAAUCGUCUUGGUGGAUGCUCAAUCCCGAUGCGAAACCGGGUAAGUCAGUGCGACGGCGCGCAGCCUCGAUGGAAACGUCGCGCUAUGAGAAACGUCGGGGGCGUGCCAAAAAACGCGUGGAAGCCUUACGUCAAGCGGGUGUAACGGGUCUCGUUGAUGCGACACCAUCGCCCAGCAGUAGUGUGAGCGAAGGUUUGGAUCACUUCUCGGAGAGUCCAUUGCACAGUGGUAAUUUCCAAUUGUCGCCGGACUUUCGACAACGCGCCUCAUCGAAUGCCAGUUCCUGCGGACGUCUCAGUCCCAUACCAGCACUCAUAGGACUUGAACCCGAUUGGAGUUUCGGUACUGACUACACAAAUACAAACAUAACGUCUGCACAGUCAGCGUCAAUGGAUCAAUUAGCUGGUUCAAUAGCGGAGGUUAAGUUGCCAAAGGAUAUUCUGCAAGGGUUCAGUGCUGCCUCGGGCAUUCCCACGCAACCGCCGCCGCCCUAUCAAGCGCCACAGAGGUAUAACCUAAACGGGGCCGUCGUCACACAGGGCUACAGCUUGCAGGCUCAACAAUGUCUGUUGCAUCGUUCACUGACGUGCAGCUGUUUGCACAAUUCACGCGACGGUCUGUCGCCCAAUUCCGUCGCCACAACAAUGUCACCCGCCUAUCCGAAUAGUGAACCGUCGUCGGACUCAUUGAAUACAUACAGUAAUGUGGUCUUAGAUGCGGGCAGCACAGCUGGCGUUGCGAAUGAUAAUGGCACUAGCUUAAUGGUUCAACAGCAACAACAACAACAACAACAACAACAGCAACAACGGCACCAACAACAGCAACAGCAAGUGCAGAAACAGCAGCAGCAGCAAUCACUUAGCACAAAUUUGGAAGACAAUAAUUGCGCAUCAACGCUCAUCGGACAAUGCAUGGAGGCACUCAACAAUGAGCCACAAAUUGACGAAUUUACAUUAGACAGCUUUCAACCUGGCCUAGAAUGCAAUCUGGAGGAAUUAAUCCGACAGGAGAUGAGCAUUGACGGCUUGUUGGAUAUCAAUAUCCCAUUCCCAGCUGACCCCUCAACUGUUACCAAUGACAGUACUAAUAUCGUUAAUAGCGCCCUCGGCGUGGCGAAUAAUGCGCAGCAUCAACAACAACAACAGCAGCAGCAAAUGAAUCAGUUGCAAACGCAGUUACCCCAGCAACAGCAGGCCCAACUGAUGCCAUCGCUGCUUAAUAGUAUCGCUAGCAAUAAUAACAACAACAAUAAUAAUAGUAAUACGCUAGAGCUGCCAUCCACCACACAAACGCAAACAAAUUUGAACGUGCGCGUACAAUACUCUCAAGCGAGCGUUGUAACAGCACCAUCUUGGGUGCAUUAGAGGAACGAGUGAGCGAGCGAGCGAGCGAGUAGGAGUAAUAACAAUAGUAAAAACAUUAUUAGCUAAAUAAAGUGGUAAUCUAAGAAAUGAGUUUGUAUGCACCUGUAAAAAUAAGAGAAAUGUAAUAUGAGUAGUCGGUUGCGAAUGCGAAUACCCGGCGACAGUGGUGGCGCAGCUUGACUGUCUGAAGAUGAUACGAUUUGAAAUUGGGUGCACGGGUUUUUGUGCGCCACAUGCCGGGGCAAUUUGUAGCACAUUGCUAAUUCUACAUACAAAUAUUAUAUAUGUGUACUACAUGCAUACAUAGCUGAUAAUAGUUGAUGAAAUGAGUUAACCUAUAUCUAUACAUAUACCUACAUACAUACAUACGUGUAAGAAUAAUGCCAACGAUUUGCUUUCUACCUUCAACCCACAAGAGAAAUCAAAGAAAAAAGAAAACAAAUCUAAUCAAGAUGAAAUAAUUGUCAUAUGGAAUAAAAUGAAGAGUUGGAUGGCAAAGAAACAAAAGUAAACAAACAAAGCGAAGCACAAGUUUGUGUUUAAUAAACAAGGACAAUAGCGACGGAGCAUUAGUUAAGUAACUGCAACAAUAAAUGCAAGCAGUAGACAACACAACCCCAGUUUAGAAAGUUAUUUAGCUGGCUCUAAAGUCGAUAGCAAACAACAAAUCUAAUAGGAUUAUAUAAAAACUUAGUUAAAGUUAGAUAUAAUCAGUUGUAAGCGAGUUGUACAUACAAAUCUGCAAAGUAAUUGUAACAGCGAUUGUAAAUAAGCAUGCGGAUGGCAAAUAUAAAAAAAGCAAAAAUGUUUGUUUGAAUUAAAGAAAUUAUGCAAAAAAAUUUCUACACAUAAAAUAAAACUAAAAAAAAUUAAAUAAAAUGUUAACAAAUGCUAAAUAAAUAUGGAACAAUAAAAUCCUUAAAUAAUUCUUAUACGUAAUAUAAAAUAAAAAGCAAAAUGUUAUGAAUAAAAAAUUUAAUUUUUUAUUUUGUUUUGCUUACUAGUUCGUUAAUAAUUGAAAUAAUGUAAAUCUUAAAUACUAGGCAUGUAAUAUCGAGCGAAAGUGUAAAUUGGCUUAAGUUGAAAAAUAUGUUUUGUUAAUGUACAACAUUAACAUAUUACGUAAGGUAAGAAAAAUUUAUAGAAAAAAAAUAUUAUAUAUGGAUGUACGUAAACAAACACCGAUAUACAUUUGUAGCAACGAUACAAUAACUUUAAUUGUUAAAUAAAUCAAAAAAUGGUUAGAUGUGUUUA
Messenger RNA from Anastrepha obliqua, 4347 nucleotides. RefSeq names its product forkhead box protein O (gene foxo). The record is from RefSeq and is a predicted model, not a curated record. Gene Ontology annotation, cellular component: nucleus. Gene Ontology annotation, molecular function: DNA-binding transcription factor activity, RNA polymerase II-specific; RNA polymerase II cis-regulatory region sequence-specific DNA binding. Bases 1234 to 3093 code for a protein of 619 amino acids. The transcript is spliced from 11 exons. Lineage: Eukaryota; Metazoa; Arthropoda; Insecta; Diptera; Tephritidae. Gene Ontology annotation, biological process: regulation of transcription by RNA polymerase II.